Molecule: messenger RNA, 708 nt
Organism: Camelina sativa (false flax)
Lineage: Eukaryota; Viridiplantae; Streptophyta; Magnoliopsida; Brassicales; Brassicaceae
Source: RefSeq, a predicted model, not a curated record
AUGGCUUUGCAAAGAAAAGAUCAAGACAUUUUAAAUGCUAUCUCAUUAGUUGAGUCCACGAAGCGAGAACUACAAAAGUUAAGAGAUGGAGGAUGGAAUUCUUUUAUCGAGAAGGUUUUAGAUUUUUGUGAGAAACACAACACUGAGAUUCUCAACAUGGAGGAAGACUUUAUUGAUCCAAGGAAGCCACGAAAAAAGAUCAACAUAACCAAUUUGCAUCAUUACCAAGUAAAUUGUUUUUAUACCGUUUUGGAUAUGCAGCUUCAAGAGUUUAAUGAUCGCUUCAACAAAGUAAACUCUGAACUACUCGUUUGCACAUCAGCUUUAAGUCCUAUUGAUUCAUUCCAUGAUUCUGAUAUAAAGAAGUUGUUGAGAUUGGCUGAGUUUUAUCCUGAAGAUUUUAGUCGUAUAGAGUGCAUAUCUCUUGAGCAGCAACUUGGUAUUUAUAUUGAUAAUAGAAAGAUUAGAGAAACACAAAAAUAUAAUUUUGCUUUUCUACUAUUGAUUAUUUGUCUUCUUUUUACUCAAUCAAUAGCAAGUGGAUGUGUUUUUAAAGGCUAUUGUACAACUGAUGACAUUUGCAAACACUUAUGCAGAGGCCAUGGAUUAGAUCCAAAGUUUCAAUUGUGUGUUCCUUAUUCUUCAAAAGGAGGCAGAUGUUGUUGCUUACAUUAUGAUGGGGCACCAUCAUCAAGUGAAGAUAUAUAG